GAGGCGCUCAGACGGCGAACCUCGCCCUCGUCGAGCCUGGAACCGAGAAGGGCCGGGUGCACGGUCACUGCAUCGCGGCGGAGCCCGGGCUUGUCCACUUUCUUUCUGACCGGUUGCCGUCGCCGCUGACUUCAAAUCGCGGUCGGGGAGAUCUGACCUCUGGACCUGAGAGCCGCGUAGGAAACCGAAACCGCCGGGCUCGGCUAACAGCGGCAGAGAGCGCGCGCUCGCUUGUCCCGGGCGCGCCCAGCAGCGGCACCGCCCGCGCCCGCCCCCGACACUUGUAAGUUUCGGUUUUACUCCAAGUCCAGUCCCGCGGCCCAGCAGAGCCAGCAGAGCCAGCAGAGCCAGCGCGCCAUGGCGGACCCGGACGUGUGCUGCUUCAUCACCAAAAUCCUGUGCGCCCACGGGGGCCGCAUGUCCCUGGACGAGCUGCUUAAAGAGAUCGCGCUCCCCGAGGCGCAGCUUUCAGAGUUACUGGAGCAGGCCGGCCCCGAUCGCUUCGUGGUGUUGGAGACAGGCAGCAGGGCCGGAGUCACCCGGUCGGUGGUGGCCACCACUCGAGCCCGGGUCUGCCGUCGCAAGUUCUGCCAGAGACCGUGCGACAACCUGCAUCUCUGCAAGCUCAAUCUGCUGGGCCGGUGCAACUAUUCGCAGUCGGAACGGAAUCUAUGCAAAUAUUCUCAUGAGGUUCUCUCUGAAGAGAACAUCAAAAUCCUGAAAUUGCAUGAGCUAUCUGGCCUUAACCAAGAGGAAUUAGCAGUGCUCCUCCUCCAAAGUGAUCCUUUCUUUAUGCCUGAGAUAUGCAAAAGUUACAAGGGAGAGGGUCAGAAGCAGAUUUGCAAUCAGCAGCCGCAGUGUGACAGACUCCACAUCUGUGACCACUUCACCCGAGGGAAUUGUAGUUACCCCAACUGUCUCAGGUCCCAUAACCUGAUGGACAGAAAGGUGCUGGCCACCAUGAGGGAGCACGGGCUGAGUCCGGACGUGGUCCAGAACAUCCAGGACAUCUGUAACAACAAGCACACCCGGAGGAACCCCCCUGGGUCGAGAGCUCCUUCCUCACAUCGCAGAGGCGGGGCAUACAGAGGUAGAAGCAAAAGCAGAGAGCGAUUCUUUCAGGGAAGCCAGGAAUUUCUUUCAUCUGCUUCGGCAUCCGCUCAAAGGUCCUCCACGCCCAGUCCAGAUCAGAUCGGCUGCAGGGCUCCCGGGGAUGAUGUGUCGGUAGAUGGUCUCACCCACGAGUUCGCCUACCUGGGGACUCAGGAUUGCACUCAGCCUUCCUUGGCCUCACAUAAGGCUACCGGUCUUGGAGGAGCAGGUCAAAAGUUUCCAGAGAAUGUCAAUCCAGAAGGCCUCUUUCAGGGGAAUCACAGCAACACUUACCUUGUUUCGGAUUCCAUACCAGCCUCCAACCAAAAGGGCCUCACAUCCUGGCUGAACGACCAAGGCACCAGGAAAGAGAGCAUGUUUUCUCUACUUCUGACCGGCCCCCACUCUCCUCUUGGUUCUGCACCAACACCUGCAGCUGUGACCACCAGAGAGAACACAGGCUUGCUUUACUCUGACCUCAGCGACAUCGACAGCAAAAGUGGAAUUCCACACAUCCAGCAUGUUCUUUUUAACAAUAAUGCUGAUGAAGAAGCCAUCGGUUUAAUUCCCCCAAGAUCUUUCACUUACAAAGGCACAAUCAGUGGUCAGAGAGAAACAUCAUUACCUAGGAAUCAGGACGCUGGACCCGCUUCCCAAGAUCUCCAAACCACUGACAAAAUUACAGAGAGUGAUUAUGCAGGAGUGGCAUUUGUUAACGGUAAAUACAGAGGGAAGACAUUCUCGGCUAGUGAAACUGUCCACAGUGUACCAAAUGGCUCUAGUCAAAUUAUGGAUAAAACUACUAAUGUAGAAAAAACUGGUGCUGCUGGUUUGGGCUUAAAAACGGAAGUUAUUGGGGAAAAAGAUGCAUUACGCUCUGGGGGUCAGAGUCUGAGAAGCCAGGUCCUGGCCACACUUGGGGAAACCAAGGCACCUGCGCUGGUCAGCACCCUGCAUCAGUCACCUUCCUCAAGCAACAGAGCUGCAGCCUCUGGGAUCCUUGUCCAGAACUCCACCCAAAUCCCUAUUUCCCCCACCACUGAGUUCACAAGGAGGACCCCAGGCUCUGCUCUGCGGUCUGUGGCUGAUGUUGUAGAUACCACAUUUUCUAGGAUGGAGGAUUCUGACUCAAAGGAAAUUUGUCUUGACCAUCUGUAUAAGGGGUGUCAACUCAAGAGUAACUGCAACAAAGACCACUUCCACCUGCCCUACCGGUGGCAGAUGUUCUUCGAAGGGCUCUGGAGAGACCUCUGCUCCAUGGAGAAGAUUGAAGAGGCCUACUGUAACCCCCAAAACUGUGUCUUUUCUAUGGGAGAUUACACAAUCGAUUUUCAGAAAAUGACUUGUGGUUCCAAUCGUGUCCGGCGUAUCUCCACUCCUUCAUCUGCCACGAACCCGGGCAACUCUGUCUUCACCACCCAAUGGAUUUGGUAUUGGAAGAGUGAAUCUGGCCAGUGGAUUCAAUAUGGGAAAGACCAAAACAACCAGGAAAGUUCAACCGUUGACUCUUCAUACCUGGAGACUUUCUAUCAAUCUUAUUCCCCGGGAAUUAUCACGUUUCGGGUGGGAUCUCAGAAGUAUGAGCUGAGUUUCCAAGGGAUGAUUCAGACAAACGUAGAUUCCAAGACGCAAAAGGAUGUCAUCCGCAGGCCAACGUUUGUGUCUCCGUGGGAUGUGGAACAAAGGAGAAGGGGGCCCAACUAUCAACCGGUUCAAGCCCUGUCAGCAUCUGUAACCGAGAGAUUUCUUCCUCUGCAGGAUCCUUCUGUCUUCCCCUCAAAGGGUUAUAAGUUGGUAGAGAUCAAUAACGCGUCUCUGGAAUAUACCAAAGUAAGUGAGCGUUUUAAAGCUUCCAUGAAAAAUUGCAAGAUUGAGAAGAUAAAGAUGAUCCAGAACUCAGAGCUCUCGAAUAAUUUUAGAAGGAAGAAAAUGCAGAUGACCAACAAAACCGAAAAACUCCUGUUUUAUGCAACGAGGCGCACCUAUGUGGAGUCUAUCUGUGCGAAUAAUUUCAACUUGGUCUUACAUGAAACUCAUGAAAACAAAUAUGGAAAAGGAUAUUACUUCGCAGAAGAUGCCAUCUAUUCUCACAAAAAUUGCCCGUAUGAUGCUAAAAACAUCAUUAUGUUUGUAGCUCGAGUCCUGGUGGGAAGUUUUAUUGAAGGCCAUAUGACAUACACAAGCCCUCCUCUGCACUACGACAGCUGUGUGGACACCAGAGGGAGUCCCUCCGUUUUUGUCAUAUUUGAUAAAGAUCAGAUUUACCCAGAAUAUGUGAUAGAGUAUACUGAAGUAGACAAAGCCUGUGUGAUUAGUUAGAACUGAUGAAUACAGUGUCAUAAAAAUGCCAUAAACAUUGUUUCCUUACAGGACCAAAUUUUCCCAGAUAGUAGUUAAACUUUUAUAUUUCCUUGCCCAGUUACCUAAUGUCUUAGAUUAGUGGUUCCCAAACUUUGCUUCACAUUAGAAUCAUCCAGGGAGCUUUAAAAAAUUCCAACGUUCAGCUUUGCACCCCAUGCCAAUUAAAUCAGUGUUUCUUAAAGCUCUCCUGAUGAUUCCAAUGUUUGGAAAGUUUGCAUUGUUUUAGAUGUAACUGGUAAUAGUUGAUUUCUAAAUUUUCGGUAAUUGCAGCAGUUUUUCUCCCAUCUGCUCAUUUAGUUUACUGUAUGGCAUUGGGUUUUUGUUUGUUUUGCUUAAAUUGAAAGAAAAUUAAUUUGGGAAAUUGAGAGAAAUCUAAUAGGCCUAUUGAAAUAAGGACAUAAGACAUUAUAGACUUGAAUGAAAGAUUGUGAAAAAGUUGGGGGGGGUGAGGAAAGCUUAGGGACUAGGGAAAAAAAGUAAAAUUGAAGUGCUAUUGUAGAUGUAACUGCAGUACUAUAUCUUAGUGAUGAAACUUAGUUGGGUCACACAUUUCUUUGCCUCUAAACGUAUUUAGGGGUCAACCAUCCAGGUUAACUUUUUUUGGAACACCAAGUGUGGCUCAGCGAGAAGCAACCUGAUGAAGUUAAUUGUCUGUUUAGGCUCUUUAUAUAAUUAUGACAAAGUAGAUAUUGUGUCAUAUGAAAAGGCUUUUAUCAUAUGAGUCUUUUAUGGAGGUAUUUGUAUUUUUAGGGAACUGAGUUGCAGUAACCAGACUCACAUGAGCAUGACCGAUAAACACAAAUGCUAUGUAGUUGCUGGCUGCGUCAGAUGAACCUCACCAGGGAAUUAGGAGCAAGCCAUCUUUACUGAAGGUCGGGCCCCCUAAGGAGACAAGAUUUGUUUCCUGGUGAGCAUAGAAUCAGAUCUAGAAGAAAAAUGUCUUAAAGAGGCUUCGUGCCUUCUAGGGCUUCUUUUUCUACAUACAGAGGGUGCCAAAAAAAUGUACACACAUUUUAAGAAAGGACGAAAACUAUUAAAAUUGUAAUACUCAAGUCACGUUUGACUUCUGCAAUUACAAGAGAUACAAGAUACAACAUACAAGAUAACAAACAUUUCUGUUAUAUAUUGAGUAUUACAAUUUUAAUACAGUUUUUUUCCAUUGCAUAUGGAUAUGCAUUUUUCUGGCAGCCUCUGUAUAUCGGAUUAUAUGGAAUCGUGGUACAGUUUUUAGGGACCAAUAUGUCUUUUCUUAUUAUGAACCAAGUUAUUUCUUCCAAUUUUCCUUUUUCUAACAUUCCUUACGAGUCAACAUUCCCUGUUACAGUUCCUUCCAGGAGACAUACCACAGAUAAUUAAUUGGCAUUAGAGUGGAUUUUAUAUUAGGCAGAUUUUAGACCAAUGCAAAGAUCUUUUAGAGUGGGGUUCCUUUUCGGCAGUCUUACCCCAAAUAGUUAUUCUCAUUCACACGUUUUUUUUUCCCAUGGUAUCAAUUUUGGAUUGUUCAUUUUCUGACUUUGUUUGACCCCAAUGCCAUAGAGGUGCAAUUUAUCCGGCUCCUUCCAGCUCCCCAGUGGGCACCUGUAGGUGGAUAUUUCACAGGCAUUGCUGACUCAACAGGUCCGAGACAGAACCCUUGAUCUGUCUCGCUCACACAAAUCAUUACUUAUUUUCUGUGUACAGGUCAAUGGCACCACCAUCCACCCUCCACUCAAGCAAAAGUACAGAAGUGAUCCUUAACCCCUUGUUCUCCCUCCUGAUACACAUCUAAGCUAGUCCCAAAUCCAGUUUUACCUCUUAACUGUCUCUGUUCCCUUGCACAUUGUUCUCUAAAACAAUGUACUUAGUAAUGUUCUUUGAAAACACAAAUCACUUCGUGGACUCACAGUCUCCCUUCCCCACCUCUUACCAUUUAUUUUCUUCUACACAAGCCACUCUGGGUUUCUUUCAGCCCUGUGGUUCCCAUUUUCACCUAGUUCAGUGGUUCUCAUUUAUCGCUUCUGCCUUUUUUUUUUUUAAACGUCUAAUACAAAUACGCUUUUAUUAUCCUCGAACUCCAAUUCAGAGGUGAUCUGGUUUAUCUAUGCACAAUUUUAGAAAUAAAUUGAAAAUUAAGUAAAACUAAAAAUCAUAUAAAAGCUAUAUAACUUGGGCACAAUCAUACUAGGAAAUCUAAUGAAGUAGUCAGAUGUUUACACCUAAUUCUAAGGAAUACAUUUGAACUUAGAAGAAGGGAGGAGGUCAGAAACCAUUUUGUACAAAGAAGCAUGAGGAAAAGAAAAAGCAGAGAUACUAGUGGACAUCAGAAUAAAAACUAAAGAUACAACAACUUACUUGCAUAAGAUAACACCUAUUUGUGUAUAAGUGACAGAACGAAGUCACCUUAAUUGAAAUAAAGAUAGCAUGCAAGAAAAUUUACAGAUUACCGAAGCGGAGGAAAUGAGGAGAUACUAUAUUCUUUCAGACGAGCUGUAGCUCAUACAUGAAUGUCCGGCGAGACGUUCAAAGUUCGUAUAGGGUGCAGAGUAACUUCUUAUUGUGAGGAACUGUCCAAUGUAUUGCGAGAUGUUCAGCAUACUUGGCUCUCACAUACUAAAUGCCAGUAGCACCCCCGCCCCCACCCCAACCCUGGUGACAGCCCCAGACACUGUCAAGACCUAUUCAUUUGCUGAGCAGGUAUUUUGUAACAUCCUCUUGGUUGUUCUGAGAUGAUUCAUAGAUAAUACAAUUUACUUCCACACAUACAUUUCUUAAAAAAAAAAAAAAAUCAAUUGAAUGCCCUAACUCUAUUAUAAUGGAGAAAUAGAAGGUAAAAAUAAAAAGGUAAUGAAAAUAAAAUGAAUUUCAAUUUUAUAAAUGCACAGGCAUGACUAUGCCACAUAAGACAUGAAAUAGAUAUUUAUUCUUACUUACAAUGAAUAGGUUUAUAUUUAAGAGCCGAUUAGAGGCUGCUUCCUGUGAAGAAGUACAGGAAUAUGAAAGAUUAGAGGUAUGGGGGACUCUAGCAUGAAAACUGUAGGGUGUUCGAAAAGUUGCCAUACACAGGAAAACGGGAAAUUGUAGCUAAAUGUACCUUUAUUUACAAAACAUUCUCUGCGUGUUGGCCAUCUCUUCCUAUACUAACACAGAGUUUUCUCUCCCACUCAAUGGCGAACAUGUUCCAAGAUAUCUGUUGUUACAAUUUUCCUAUGUAUGGAGACUUUUGGAACACCUUGUAGUAUUAGGGUAAGUCAUAACAGACCUUAUCUGUGUAUGGCAAAGGAAAGAGCGAGAUUACCCAACUUGAAAUAAUAAUAGGACAAAACAAAUUGCAGAUUGUCUCUGAGGAACAAAUGAAUUGAAUUCUCCGAGACAAACUGUAGGGUCCUACAUAAAUGUCCGGUGGGACAUUAGAAAGUCGUACAGGGUACAGAAUAAUUCUUCGUUGUGUGGGACACGCCCAUACACUAUAGGACAUCUGUUGGCCCUGGCAGCAUCCGCUCAAUGCUGGUGGUAGUCCUGAGCUAUGUUGAGACCACCAACACCCAUCCAUUUCUAAAACACCACAGUGAGAACCACUGACCUAGUUAAUGUCUUAACAUCCUCAGAUUAGGCCAACUCUUAACUGCAUAAGGAAUUCUAUAGGUUAGUUGCUUGUUUCCUGUACUUGCAGUUUUUAUAAUAUUUUAUGCCUUACUUUGUUAAUUCAUUCAUCUAUGUAACUUGAAAUUGCCUGCUUUUUGAAUUGGAAUGUAAGCUCUCUGAGGGCCAAAUCUUGUUCAUUGCACCACACCACAUGCCCAUAUUAAUAAAGUGACGCAUCUAUAGUUAAAUUUGUGUUCAUUAAUUUAGCUGCAUUUGUUGAAUAAAUUAAGCUCAACUAUGUA
Molecule: messenger RNA, 7316 nt
Organism: Nycticebus coucang (slow loris)
Lineage: Eukaryota; Metazoa; Chordata; Mammalia; Primates; Lorisidae
Gene: ZC3HAV1
Product: zinc finger CCCH-type containing, antiviral 1
Exons: 13
Coding region: 358-3411 (1017 amino acids)
Molecular function (GO): metal ion binding; NAD+ poly-ADP-ribosyltransferase activity
Source: RefSeq, a predicted model, not a curated record